AUGUCACACAGACAAGCAUUAAAGGCCUUGGAUCGUACUCUUCAAGAUCUUCGUGGCAAUGGGAAACAUAUGGGCGGAGUUGUUGUACUCCUUGCGGGUGAUUUUCGUCAAACGCUGCCUGUUAUUCCAAAGGGAACAAUGGCUGAUGAGAUUAAAGCGUGUUUAAAAUCGUCACCCCUAUGGAAACAUGUUAUACCGCUGGGCCUCAAAACCAACAUGCGGGUUCAUUUGCAAGGUGAUGCGUCUGCUGGCCGUUUCGCUCAACAACUGCUCAUUCUUGGAGAUGGAAAAGCACCAGCUGAUCGAAUCACUGGGCUCAUCCAUAUUCCGGAUACUUUUUGCAAUGUCGUCGAAUCGAUUGAAGUAAUGAAGAGCAGUGUAUUUCCGAACAUCCGGAGUCAUUUCAACGAUCACAAAUGGCUAUGUGAACGUGCUAUUCUUGCCCCUAAAAAUAACAGCGUGAAUGCCAUCAACCUACAGAUCCAACAACAGCUCCCCGGAGAAACUACAUCUUACAAGUCGGGUGAUACAGUUACUGAUGUCCACGAGGCGAUUCAGUAUCCAACUGAAUUUCUCAAUUCUCUCGAGCCGUCUGGGAUGCCGUCACACAACUUGCUGCUCAAAGUUGGUUCUUCCAUUAUGCUUCUGAGGAACUUGGAUGCUCCAAGGCUAUGCAAUGGUACAAGACUGUGUGUAAAAAGUCUGAUGCCUCAUGUUAUCGAAGCAACCAUCCUGACAGGCUGCGCAAAGGGUGAAGACGUCUUCAUACCACGAAUAUCCAUGAUUCCUACUGAUAUGCCGUUUGAGUUCAAGCGUCUUCAGUUUCCAGUGCGUCUUGCCUUCGCGAUGUCCAUCAAUAAGGCUCAAGGACAAUCACUUAAGGUUGCUGGUAUUAAUCUAGAGACUCCUUGCUUUUCCCAUGGUCAACUUUACGUGGCGUGUUCAAGAGUCGGAACUGGAAAAAAUUUAUAUAUUUUUGCUCCUGAUGCGAAAACCAGCAACAUUGUAUAUCAAGCA
This is a messenger RNA of Didymodactylos carnosus, 1017 nucleotides long. Lineage: Eukaryota; Metazoa; Rotifera; Eurotatoria; Philodinida; Philodinidae. The record is from the annotation of a GenBank genome assembly.